Coregonus sp. 'balchen' is the source of this 21891-nucleotide messenger RNA. Lineage: Eukaryota; Metazoa; Chordata; Actinopteri; Salmoniformes; Salmonidae. The record is from the annotation of a GenBank genome assembly.
GAUUAGUGUGCGAGUUACCACAAUGGAUGCAGAGUUGGAGUUUGCCAUCCAGCCCAACACAACGGGAAAGCAACUCUUCGACCAGGUAAGAACCUUGCUUGCUCUACUGAAACAUGGCAAAUUACAUGUUCUUGCUGUGCUUUCUUCCAAUGCCAACCAGUGUAAAUUGCAAGCAGGGAAAUGGAAGCCCAGUUGUGGGACAGGAGUGGAGGGUCUAUUUUAAGAGGAACUCUCACUCUCUCACUGUUCUCCUCAUUGAGUCAAGCUGUGCUCUAUGGCGUAGUCUCUAGUCUCUCCUCAGAUGCAGACAGAAUGUUAGUCAUAGAAUCCACUGGCAGCACAAAGGAACUCAAUUUCCAAGACAAUAAAGGCACGCUUUGUCCUGCUAACUUUUCAUUUGCACUUGCUUUCCAAGUGGGCAGAGUAAUUUCCCCUGGUGAACAUGUGCUCGCUCGUUGACAUUACACCAUUAGAAAUAGACUACAUUACCAAAAGUAUGUGGACACCUGCUCGUCGAACACCUCAUUCCAAAAUCAUGGGCAUUAAUAUGGUCCCCUCUUUGCUGGUAUAACAGCCUCCAAUCUUCUGGGAAGGCUUUCCACUAGAUCAAAUCAAAUCAAAUUGUAUUUGUCACAUACACGUGUUUAGCAGAUGUUAUUGCAGGUGUAGCGAAAUGCUUGUGCUUCUAGCGCCGACAGUGCAGUAAUAUCUAACAAGUAAUAUCUAACAAUUUCACAACAUAUACCCAAUACACACAAAUCUAUAAAGGAAGGGAAUUUAAUAAUAUAUACAUAUAUGGAUAAGCAAUGACAGAGCGGCAUGGACUAAGAUACAGUAGAAUAUUAUAGAUUACAGUAUAUACAUAUGAGAUGAGUAGUGCAAGAUAUGUAAACAUUUUUAAAGUGACUAGUGUUCCAUUUCUUAAAGUGGCCAGUGAUUUCAAUAGGCAGCAGCAGCCUCUAAUGUGCUAGUGAUGGCUAUUUAACAGUCUGAUGGCCUUGAGAUAGAAGCUGUUUUUCAUUCUCUCGGUCCCAGCUUUGAUGCACCUGUACUGACCUCGCCUUCUGGAUGAUAGCGGGGUGAACAGGCAGUGGCUCGGGUGGUUGAUGUCCUUGAUGAUCUUUUUGGCCUUCCUGUGACAUUGGGUGCUGUAUGUGUCUUGGAGGGUGGGUAGUUUGUCCCCGGUAAUGCAUUCGGCAGACUGCACCACCCUCUGGAGAGCCCUGCGGUUGCGGGCGGUGCAGUUGCCGUACCAAGUGGUGAUAUAGCCCGAUAGGAUGCUGUCAAUUGUGCAUCUGUAAAAGUUUGUGAGGGUUUUAGGUGCCAAGCCAAAUUUCUUCAGCCUCCUGAGGUUGAAGAGGCUCUGUUGCGCCUUCUUCACCACACUGUCUGUGUGGGUGGACCAUUUCAGUUUGUCAGUGAUGUGUACACCAAGGAACUUGAAGCUUUCCACCUUCUCCACUGCGGGUCCGUCGAUGUGGAUAGGGGGGUGCACCCUCUGCUGUUUCCUGAAGUCCACGAUCAUCUCCUUUGUUUUGUUGACGUUGAGUGAGAGGUUAUUUUCCUGGCACCACAAUCCCAGAGCCCUCACCUCCUCCCUGUAGGUGGUCUCGUCAUUGUUGGUAAUCAAGCCUACUACUGUUGUGUCGUCUGUAAACUUGAGGAUUGAGUUGGAGGCGUGCUUGGCCACGCAGUCAUGGGUGAACAGGGAGUACAGGAGGGGGCUGAGCACGCACCCUUGUGGGGCCCCAGUGUUGAGGAUCAGCGAAGUGGAGAUGUUGUUUCCUACCUUCACCACCUGUGGGCGGCACGUCAGGAAGUCCAGGACCCAGUUGCACAGGGCGGGGUUCAGACCCAGGGCCUCAAGCUUAAUGAUGAGCUUGGAGGGUACUAUGGUGUUGAAUGCUAUAGCUAUAGUGCCAUCCGUUUUGUCACCAAAGCCCCAAAUACUACCCACCAUUGUGACCUGUACGCUCUCGUUGGCUGGCCCUCACUACAUAUUCGUCACCAAACCCACUGGCUCCAGGUCAUCUAUAAAUCACUUCUAGGCAAAUCCCCGCCUUAUCUUAGCUCAUUGGUCACCAUACCAACACCCACCCGUAGUAUGCGUUCCAGCAGGUAUAUCUCACUGGUCAUCCCCAAUGCCAACACCUCCUUUGGCCGCCAUUACUUCCAGUUCUCUGCUGCAAAUGACUGGAACGAACUGCAAAAAUCUCUGAAGCUGGAGACACUUAUCUCCCUCACUAUCUUUUAGCAUCAGUUGUCAGAGCAGCUUACCGAUCACUGCACCUGUACACAGCCCAUCUGUAAUUAGCUCACCCAACUACCUCAUCCCUGUCACGCCCUGGCUCUGGGGACUCUUUAAUGUUGAGCCAGGGUGUUAGUUCCUAUGUUUAGUUGUUCUAUGUGUUUAUUCUAGAUCGUUUAGAUCUAUGUUGGCCAGGGUGGUUCCCAAUCAGAGGCAGCUGUAGCUCGUUGUCUCUGAUUGGGAACCAUACUUAGGCAGCCUGUUUUGCACAGUUGAUUGUGGGAUCUUGUUCUGAUUAGGUUUGUGUUGGUGAACCUUUAGACUUCACGUAUCGUUUUGUUGUUUUUUUGUUGGUGUAAAGUACUCAUUAAAAGAUGUACGCCUAUCACGCUGCGCCUUGGUCUGCCUCUUACAACGAUCGUGACAAUCCCCAUAUUGUUAUUUACAUUGUUAUUUAUUUUGCUCAUUUUCACCCCAGUAUCUCUAGUUGCACAUCAUCUUCUGCACAUCUAUCACUCCAGUGUUAAUACAAAAUUGUAAUUAUUUUGCACGAUGGCCUAUUUAUUGCCUUACCUCCACAACUUACUACAUUUGCACACACUGUUUUUAUCGCACUGCUUUGCUCUAUCUUGGCCAGGUCGCAGUUGUAAAUGCUGGCUUACCUGGUUAAAUAAAGGUGAAAUAAAAGGAACAGCAUUCUUAUAUAGGUAUUCCUCUUCUCCAGAUGGGAUAGGGCAGUGUGAUGGCGAUUGCAUUGUCUGUGGAUCUAUUGGGGCGGUAAGCAAAUUGAAGUGCGUCUAGGGUGACAGGUAAGGUAGAGGUGAUGUGAUCCUUGACUAGUCUCUCAAAGCACUUCAUGAUGACAGAGGUGAGUGCUACGGGAAGAUAGUCAUUUAGUUCAGUUACCUUUGCUUUCUUGGGUACAGGAACAAUGGUGGCCAUCUUGAAGCAUGUGGGAACAGCAGACUGGGAAAGGGAGAGAUUGAAUAUGUCCAUAAACACACCAGCCAGCUGGUCUGCGCAUGCUCCGAGGAUGCGGCUAGGGAUGCCGUCUGGGCUGGCAGCCUUGCGGGUGUUAACAUGCUUAAAUGUCUUACUCACGUCGGCCGCAGUCCUUGGUAGUGGGCCUCGUCGGUGGCACUGUGUUAUCCUCAAAGCGGGCGAAGAAGGUGUUUAGCUUGUCUGGAAGUGAGACGUCGGUGUCGGCGACGUGGCUGGUUUUCCUUUUGUAGUCCGUGAUUGUCUGUAGACCCUGCCACAUACGUUGGAACGUUGCUGCGAGGACUUGCUUCCAUUUGAGCCACAAGAGCAUUAGUGAGGUCAGGCACUGAUGUUGGGCGAUUAGGCCUGGCUCACAGUCGGCGUUCCAAUUCAUCCCAAAGGUAUUCAAUGGGGUUGAGGUCAGGGCUCUGUGCAGGCCAGUCAAGUUCUUCCGCACCGAUCUCGACAAACCAUUUCUGUAUGGACCUCGCUUUGUGCACGGGGGCAUUGUCAUGCUGAAACAGGAAAGGGCCUUCCCCAAAGUGUUGCCACAAAGUUGGAAGCACAGAAUCGUCUAGAAUGUCAUUGUAUGCUUUAGCGUUAAGAUUUCUCUUCACUGGAACUAAGGGGCCUGAACCAUGAAAACAGCCCCAGACCUUUAUUCCUCCUCCACCAAACUUUACAGUUGGCACUAUGCAUUGGGGCAGGUAGCGUUCUCCUGGCAUCCGCCAAACCCAGAUUUGUCCGUCGGACUGCCAGAUGGUGAAGCGUGAUUCAUCACUCCAGAGAAUGCGUUUCCACUGCUCCAGAGUCCAAAGGCGGUGGGCUUUACACCACUCUAGCCGACGCUUGGCAUUGCGCAUGGUGAUCUUAGACUUGUGUGUGGCUGCUCAGCCAUGGUAACCCAUUUCAUGAAGCUCCCGACUAACAGUUCUUGUGCUGACGUUGCUUCCAGAGGCAGUUUGGAACUUGGUAGUGAGUGUUGCAACCGAGGACAGACAAUUUUUACGCGCUUCAGCACUCAGUGGUCCCGUUCUGUAAGCUUGUGUGGCCUACCACUUCGCAGCUGAGCCGUUGUUGCUCCUAGACGUUUCUACUUCACAAUAACAGCACUUACAGUUGACCGGGGCAGCUCUAGCAGGGCAGAAAUUAGACGAACUGACUUGGAAAGGUGGCAUCCUAUGACGGUGCCACGUUGAAAGUCACUGAGCUCUUCAGUAAGGCCAUUCUACUGCCAGUGUUUGUUUAUGGAGAUUGCAUGGCUUUGUGCUCGAUUUUAUAAACCUUGCAGCAACGGGUGUGGCUGAAAUAGCCGAAUCCACUAAUUUGAAGGGGUGUCCACAUACUUUUGUAUAUAUAGUGUACAUCAUGAUUCUAAACUGCCUUAACUGAGGUUUGGUGAUGGUGUGAUGUGCAGGCAGUGGUGGUGUGUUUAAACACUGUCUUCUUAAUGGGAAACACCCCUAACAGCACCUCCCCAAGGCUGUUUACACAGCCAAUGUAAACACAGCAGAUGUGUCUUCUCCAAGGAAUUUAAUGCAUGAGUGGUCGUCAGUCCCUAGCCGUCGUAAGCUUUUCUGCCAUGCCUGUUUGUGUGAGGAGAGGAGAGGUUGUGGUCCCACCAGUUUUACGGUGGCUCUCUCAGACACAAAUAUGUCAUGGCUGUAUGGCAGGCCAGCCUGGCCUCAGAGAAUGUCUCUAUUGUUUUAGCAGAGGGGCCAGACACUCUUUGAAUCACCCCCAAGGCAUCCAUCACCAAUGUUAUUAUGGCUGUCCUGUCAUCCCUAUUUCACUUAAUGCUUAUAAUCACAUUGAUUUUUUGUUUCUAUUACUUUUAUUAUGAUCGAUUUUUAAACGAAGUGUAGACUUUGCUGUCCUGACAUAUCUGUGUCAGGAUGGCCCACAGACCUCUCCCUAUAAGUGGCAGUUGGUGUAGUGGGCAGUCUGGGCAGGGGACUGGAUGACUCCCUCCACAGCCAUUAGAUAAGAGUUUCCACUGUAUUUUUACUCAGGCAAUCAGAUAGAGAGCUGUAUGGGGCAGAAAUGCUGGAGCACAAAGUUUAACGUGUGACUCAAUUCUUAUUUCAAUGUAGUAAACAUUUUGAUAAUACAUAAAAUGGGUGUCUUUCACUAGUUAGCCUAAUGGAUCCAAAUCUUCUGUUUGUUUGUGUGUGUGAGAGAGAGAAAUUAUCUACUGAUAUAACAAAAAAAGAAUACCAAUGUCUAGGGUAGAACAUGAGGAGUUAAGUUAUGUUGAGCAAGUUUAAACUGCUGUUCACCAUGUAGGUCCAAGCAAUUACUCUUAGGAAAUGGCUGGCAACUGCAUUAUCCCUCAGGCCAGCAUUUAUGCAUUUAUAUCCAAUUUUGUGUAUGCAUUUAUAUCCAAUUUUGUGAAUGAGUUCAGUGUGUUUAAAAAUUCAAACAGUUAGCCUACUAUUUUAGCAUUGUCGAUAGUUUUAGCUUUGAAAUGGGUAUUUGAUACAGUAUUAUUUUGAAGCUGAAAAUUAAAUCAAGCAAGGUAUUCAUUGAAAAGAUAUGUAGAAUAUCUAAGUACUAAGCUAAGAUGCUUCUGUAUUCAUAGCUCAGUAGAAGUUAUUUUAUAUACAGUGGGGAGAACAAGUAUUUGAUACACUGCCGAUUUUGCAGGUUUUCCUACUUACAAAGCAUGUAGAGGUCUGUAAUUUUUAUCAUAGGUACACUUCAACUGUGAGAAAUGGAAACUAAAACAAAAAUCCAGAAAAUCACAUUGUAUGAUUUUUAAGUAAUUAAUUUGCAUUUUAUUGCAUGACAUAAGUAUUUGAUCACCUACCAACCAGUAAGAAUUCCGGCUCUCACAGACCUGUUAGUUUUUCUUUAAGAAGCCCUCCUGUUCUCCACUCAUUACCUGUAUUAACUGCACCUGUUUGAACUCGUUACCUGUAUAAAAGACACCUGUCCACACACUCAAUCAAACAGACUCCAACCUCUCCACAAUGGCCAAGACCAGAGAGCUGUGUAAGGACAUCAGGGAUAAAAUUGUAGACCUGCACAAGGCUGGGAUGGGCUACAGGACAAUAGGCAAGCAGCUUGGUGAGAAGGCAACAACUGUUGGCGCAAUUAGUAGAAAAUGGAAGAAGUUCAAGAUGACGGUCAAUCACCCUCGGUCUGGGGCUCCAUGCAAGAUCUCACCUCGUAGGGCAUCAAUGAUCAUGAGGAAGGUGAGGGAUCAGCCCAGAACUACACGGCAGGACCUGGUCAAUGACCUGAAGAGAGCUGGGACAACAGUCUCAAAGAAAACCAUUAGUAACACACUACGCCAUCAUGGAUUAAAAUCCUGCAGCGCACGCAAGGUCCCCCUGCUCAAGCCAGCGCAUGUCCAGGCCCGUCUGAAGUUUGCCAAUGACCACCUGGAUGAUCCAGAGGAGGAAUGGGAGAAGGUCAUGUGGUCUGAUGAGACAAAAAUAUAGCUUUUUGGUCUAAACUCCACUCGCCGUGUUUAGAGGAAGAAGAAGGAUGAGUACAACCCCAAGAACACCAUCCCAACCGUGAAGCAUGGAGGUGGAAACAUCAUUCUUUGGGGAUGCUUUUCUGCAAAGGGGACAGGACGACUGCACCGUAUUGAGGGGAGGAUGGAUGGGGCCAUGUAUCGCGAGAUCUUGGCCAACAACCUCCUUCCCUCAGUAAGAGCAUUGAAGAUGGGUCGUGGCUGGGUCUUCCAGCAUGACAACGACCCGAAACACACAGCCAGGGCAACUAAGGAGUGGCUCCGUAAGAAGCAUCUCAAGGUCCUGGAGUGGCCUAGCCAGUCUCCAGACCUGAACCCAAUAGAACAUCUUUGGAGGGAGCUGAACGUCCGUAUUGCCCAGCGACAGCCCCGAAACCUGAAGGAUCUGGGCCAAAAUCCCUGCUGCAGUGUGUGCAAACCUGGUCAAGACCUACAGGAAACGUAUGAUCUCUGUAAUUGCAAACAAAGGUUUCUGUACCAAAUAUUAAGUUCUGCUUUUCUGAUAUAUCAAAUACUUAUGUCAUGCAAUAAAAUGCAAAUUAAUUACUUUAAAAAAAUACAAUGUGAUUUUCUGGAUUUUUGUUUUAGAUUCCGUCUCACACAGUUGAAGUGUACCUAUGAUAAAAAUUACAGACCUCUACAUGCUUUGUAAGUAGGAAAACCUGCAAAAUCGGCAGUGUAUUAAAUACUUGUUCUCCCCACUGUAACUGUAUAGAAAAAUCUUCAGAUUAUUUUCAAUUAAUGACUCAACCAUCAUGCACUGUUACCUAAGUUAAAACCUGACCUGAAACAAGAAUGUCAUGUAACACUGUUUUCUCAAACAAUUUAACACAGUUAACUCCUGUUAAGAGUUGGAUUAGAUUUUUAAAAAUUGUGUGUCCUAAGGUUGUGAAGACAAUCGGACUGCGGGAGGUGUGGUUCUUCGGUCUGCAGUACCAGGAUACAAAGGGUUUCUCGACAUGGCUCAAGCUCAAUAAGAAGGUGAGCACCUCCAUUUAAACAAGGAUAUAGUGAACAAAUCUUACAUGCCACCUUAAGUAAAAGAGAAACUGCUCCUGGCGCCUCCACUCAUCUUUAUGACCCCUGACCCUAGGUGACAGCCCAGGAUGUAAGGAAGGAGAGCCCACUGCUGUUCAAGUUCCGGGCCAAGUUCUUCCCUGAGGAUGUGUCAGAGGAGCUGAUCCAGGAGGCCACCCAGAGACUUUUCUUCCUGCAGGUAAAGGAGGGGAUCCUCAACGAUGACAUCUACUGCCCCCCGGAGACGGCUGUGCUGCUGGCCUCCUACGCCGUGCAGGCCAAGUACGCCGACUACAACAAGGAUAUUCACUUGCCAGGAUACCUGUCCAGUGAAAAACUGCUCCCUCAGAGGUGAGGCCGCCACCAUCUCUAGAGUCUACAUAACACCUUUUGAUUGCACCUCUGAAUAUUCUCAUGUUUUUAUGGUGUCAUAUAAUGUUGUCUUUGUGUUUUUAGGGUCCUGGACCAGCACAAGCUCAACAAGGAGCAGUGGGAGGAGAGAAUCCAGGUGUGGCAUGAGGAACACAAGGGCAUGCUCAGGUACUGAAUCACACACAAACACACACACAUUACUUACUUACCCCUCCUAGCUCUGUUGUCCCUGGCCUGAGAAACAUCUCUAUUGGUUUCAAUUGAAAGUUGAAUAUCUCUGCACAGUAGGACAUACCACAUCAUGGUGAAAAUUGCUUAAGCUUCUCUCAUAGAGUGAAUAGAUUUGCACUCUGAGAGCUUGAUUAUGUGAAAGCAUAUGCUGUGAUGUUUUGAAGCAUCUUGACCAUCAACUCUUAUUGACAACUAUGGCAGCUACCUAGCUGGUAGUCUUCAAAUAACUUAACUGCUUGUGUUCCUUCUGUGUUUUAUUGUUUUUUUCAUUCACUUUGGUGCAUUUCUUAGAUGUAAGUGGUAUAUUUUCAAAACUCUUGAAGGCCCAGUGCAGUCAAUAAUGUGAUUUUCCUGAUUUCUAUGUAUAUUUCCACACUAUGAGGUUGUGAAAUUGUGAAAAUAAUGAUAAUGCCCUUUUAGUGUAAGAGCUGUUUGAAAAGACCAGCUGAAAUUUCAGCUUGUUUUGGUGGGAUGGAGUUUUGGCCUGCCUGGUGACAUCACCAGGAGGUAAAUUAGUUAAUAGACCAAUAAGAAAGAGUGUUCCAAACCUCUCUGCCAAAAACAGUUAGAUUUCAGUUUUCCCCUCCCCGCUCAGACCACUCCCAGAUUUAUUUAGUUAUUUUUACAAUUUUAAUUGAAAACAAUGUACUUAAUUGUUACCCAGAAAUUAUUUGAUAUUGAGAUAAAAAUGGCUGCAUUGGACCUUUAAGUACAAAAAUCUAAACUAGUGAUGGGAAACCAAGGCUUUCUAAACCCUUUGGGGCUUUCACCAAAUUGUGGUGACAAUUGUUUUAUUACACUGAUCUUUUAACAAAUUAUUGACAUCUGCUGAACAGGAAUAAAUAUGAGCUUUUUAAAAUGUUUAUAUAGACUUCUUUUCCCAUUGCAUCUAUCAAAACUUUGUGCCGCAAUGGAUAGGUGUGAGCGUUGGUAAAUAACAUUUUGUUAGAAUGUGCGGUUUGCGUAGCACAUUCUACUUACCCUUUUUGCCUCCAAGUACACUAUUUUUUCCAAAACUGUGCAUCCGUGGUAUUAUUUACGAUGCUGAAGACAGAAGAUGAUCAUAGGCUACACUAAAUAAAACAAAUUAUUUGAACAACAAUGGGAAGAUAGUCUGGUUUCACAGGAAAUACUUUUUUAACCAUAGCCAUGAUUCGAUCUUGUGCCUAUGCUGGUGUCUUAUCCCAAAUCCCCAUCCCUACCUGCUGAGCUACCGUUUAGGUGCUAUAAACUGAAAAACAUCUAAGUAAAUAAGGUGUCCAGUAGAGGUCGUGUUUGAAAGCAACUUUGCAUCAAAGAAAGCACCAGCACCACGGUGAAAUCAGUGGGAUCUCGCAUUUUGCAACAUACGGAAGAAAAUAAAGCAUGUGAUCAAACGAAGCUUCGGACACCAUUGAUCAUGUGGUAAUGUUACUUUGAAUCUAUCCGUCAUUGGUCUAUGCUUUGAAACGAGCAACCUAGUUUUUUUUUUUUUACAAAAAAAAAACAUUUACAAAAGACGGUGGCUCCAUUGCAUAAUUUAAGAUGUUAAAUAAAAAACUGAACAGCCUAUGCUGUUAGAAAUACAAUGUAGCCAGUGUUUUAAAGAAACAUUUUUUGUUGAAAAUAGUUAUCUAUACAGCGAUUUGCUGUGCCUCCACAAGACAAGAGACUCACCUGUCAGGUGAGAAAUGGAGAAGAAUAUUUAGACUAAGUCUGUAUGUAGUGUCUAGCAGAGGUUGAUGUUUUGAUAACCACAGUGGGAUCUACUGACUGAGGGAUCAAACAAAGCUUUGUACAUAAUUUAUCAAGCGGUAACUGCUUGUCAACAUUGCUUUGGGUUUGAACUCACUUUUACAGUGAGGGAAAAUAGUAUUUGAUCCCCUGCUGAUUCUGUAUGUUUGCCCACUGACAAAGAAAUGAUCAGUCUAUAAUUUUAGUGGUAGGUUUAUUUGAACAGUGAGAGACAGAAUAACAACAAACAAAUCCAGAAAAACGCAUGUCAAAAAUGUUAUAAAUUGAUUUGCAUUUUAAUGAGGGAAAUAAGUAUUUGACCCCCUCUCAAUCAGAAAGAUUUCUGGCUCCCAGGUGUCUUUUAUACAGGUAACGAGCUGAGAUUAGGAGCACACUCUUAAAGGGAGUGCUCCUAAUCUCAGCUUGUUACCUGUAUAAAAGACACCUGUCCACAGAAGCAAUCAAUCAAUCAGAUUCCAAACUCUCAACCAUGGCCAAGACCAAAGAGCUCUCCAAUGAUGUCAGGGACAAGAUUGUAGACCUACACAAGGCUGGAAUGUGCUACAAGACCAUUAUUCGCAAAUGGAAGAAACACAAAAUAACUGUCAAUCUCCCUCUGCCUGGGGCUGCAUGCAAGAUCUCACCUCGUGGAGUUGCAAUGAUCAUGAGAACGGUGAGGAAUCAGCCCAGAACUACACGGGAGGAUCUUGUCAAUGAUCUCAAGGCAGCUGGGAUCAUAGUCACCAAGAAAACAAUUGGUAACACAAUACGCCGUGAAGGACUGAAAUCCUGCAGCGCCCGCAAGGUCCCCCUGCUCAAGAAAGCACAUAUACAGGCCCGUCUGAAGUUUGCCAAUGAACAUCUGAAUGAUUCAGAGGAGAACUGGGUGAGGUCAGAUGAGACCAAAAUGGAGCUCUUUGGCAUCAACUCAACUCGCCGUGUUUGGAGGAGGAGGAAUGCUGCCUAUGACCCCAAGAACACCAUCCCCACCGUCAAACAUGGAGGUGGAAACAUUAUGCUUUGGGGGUGUUUUUCUGCUAAGGGGACAGGACAACUUCACCGCAUCAAAGGGACGAUGGACAGGGCCAUGUACCGUCAAAUCUUGGGUGAGAACCUCCUUCCCUCAGCCAGGGCAUUGAAAAUGGGUCGUGGAUGGGUAUUCCAGCAUGACAAUGACCCAAAACACACUGCCAAGGCAACAAAGGAGUGGCUCAAGAAGAGGCACAUUAAGGUCUGGAGUGGCCUAGCCAGUCUCCAGACCUUAAUCCCAUAGAAAAUCUGUGGAGGGAGCUGAAGGUUCGAGUCAGGCUCGAAACCUUAAUGACUUGGAGAAGAUCUGCAAAGAGGAGUGGGACAAAAUCCCUCCUGAGAUGUGUGCAAACCUGGUUGCCAACUACAAGAAACAUCUGACCUCUGUGAUUGCCAACAAGGAUUUUGCCACCAAGUACUAAGUCAUGUUUUGCAGAGGGGUCAAAUACUUAUUUCCUUCAUUAAAAUGCAAAUCAAUUUAUAACACUUCUGACAUGCGUUUUUCUGGAUUGUUUUGUUGUUAUUCUGUCUCUCACUGUUCAAAUAAACCUACCAUUAAAAUUAUAGACUGGUCAUGUCAGUGGGCAAACGUACAAAAUCAGCAGGUGAUCAAAUACUUUUUCCCCCUCACUGUACAUAUUAACAAAAACACUUUGAAUCCAAAAUGUUAUAAUUACCAAUGAAUACCAGAGCUGUUUCAUUUCCAAUCACUGUUUGAAAAAAAUAAAAAAUAAUCUAAAAACAAGCUCUCUCAAGGUUUGAUACUAGUGUGCUACAAUUUCAGCAUAGAUUCCUCUGCCGUGUGGCUCUACGCCCUGAGCUAUCUUUCCACCUCCUAAGAAGGUGAAAUAUCUCGAUAAAAACAAAAGCUUCCAGCAGAGGUCGGUGCUCUCAGUUCCGACACCUGUCAGAUGCUUAGAACGCCAUCAUCACGUGGUAUUGUUACUUUGAAACAAGCAUCGCCACAUUGUGUCGAAUCAGUAGUCCGUUGAAAACUGCAUUGGCGCGUCGAAGCUCUGGUAUCAAUCGUCCAAUCACUACUCUAAACUGAUAACACUUGUAAUGCCCCCUAUGUUAUGUUCAGAACAUUUCAUUGUGUAUUCAUUGGGGUUUAACACAUCUUUCACCCCUGAGUCAUUCAUGCAAAAUCUAGGUAUUUCGUGAUUUUUUUAGUGAAAUAACAUGAGAACAUUUUACCAUAACUUGACAUGCACAUUUAUUUGUUUGCAAAAUAAUUUGUAUCCAAUGGCAGGUUGUGAGCAUGUUGAGCAAUACAGUUUCAUGAUCCUACUAGGGGUAUUGUUAAGCAGUUGGCUAUGGUAAAAACAGAAGGAGUUUGGAUGGGUGAUGAGCUUUCUAAACCUCUCAUCCAUAUAGAAAUUAAAGAUUAAAUGAAAGUAUUCAGACCCCUUGACUUUUUCCAAAUUUUAUUAGGUUACAGCCUUAUUCUAAUUGUUUUUUUCGUCCUCUUCAAUCUACACACAAUACCCCAUAAUGACAAAACAAAAAUAGUUAUUUAGAAAUUUUUGCUAAUUUAUUUAAAAUAAAAAACGGAAAUAUCAGAUUUACAGAAGUAUUCAGACCCUUUACUCAGUACUUUGAAGCACCUUUGGCAGCGAUUACAGCCUCGAGUCUUCUUGAGUAUGACGCUACAAGCUUGGCACACCUGUAUUUGGGGAGUUUCUCCCAUUCUUCACUGCAGAUCUUCUCAAUCUCUGUCAGGUUGGAUGGGGAGCGUUGCUGCACAGCUAUUUCCAGGUCUCUCCAGAGAUGUUCGAUCGGGUUCAUGUCCGGGCUCUGGCUGGGCCACUCAAGGACAUUCAGAGACUUGUCCCGAAGCCACUCAUGCGCUGUCUUGGCUGUGUGCUUAGGGUCGUUGUCCUGUUGGAAGGUGAACCUUCGCCGCAGUCUGAGGUCCUGAGCACUCUGGAGCAGGUUUUCAUCAAGGACCGUUCAUCUUUUCCUCGAUCCAGACUAGACUUCCAGUCCCUGCUGCUGAAAAACGUCCCCACAGCAUGAUGCUGCCACGCCAUGCUUUACCGUAGGGAUGGUGCCAGGUUUCCUCCAGACGUGACGCUUGGCAUUCAGGCCAAAGAGUUCAAUCUUGGUUUGAUCAGACCAGAGAACCUUGUUUCUCAUGGUCUGAAAGUCUUUAGGUGCCUUUUGGCAAACUCCAAGCGGGCUGUUAUGUGCCUUUUACUGAGGAGUGGCUUCCGUUUGGCCACUCUACCAUAAAAGCUUAAUUGGUGGAGUGCUGCAGAGAUGGUUGUCCUUCUGGAAGGGUCUCCCAUCUCCAUAGAGGAACUCUGGAGCUCUGUCCGAGUGACCAUCGGGUUCUUGGUGUCACGCUCGUUGAAUGACGGGUCAGACCAAGGCGCAGCGUGAUAUGCGUACAUGUUUAUUAAAGUAUUAAACAACACGACAAAACAACAAAGGAAACGAAACGUGAAGUCCAAGGUAGAACACACAACAUACCUCACACGGAACAAGAUCCCCACAACAAGACAGUGCCAAUAGGCUGCCUAAGUAUUGUCCCCAAUCAGAGACAACGAGCGACAGCUGCCUCUGAUUGGGACCCACACCGGCCAACAUAGAACUAGACAUACUAGAUCCUAUACAUAGAAAAGGCACAACAAGAAAUAUACACACCCUGACUCAACAUAUAUGCGUCCCCUGAGUCAGGGCGUGACAGUACCCCCCCCCCCCCCCAAAGGUGCGGACUCCGACCGCACAACAUAAACAUAACAGGGUAGGGGCCAGGUGGGCAUUCCGCCUCGGAGGCGGAUCCGGCUCAAGGCGUGACGACCUCUCACUCUCCGCCUCCCUGUUGCGCCCCUGGUCUGGUCUAGACCUCGGCGCGUUGCUUCCCCACUCGGACUGGCGACGUGCACCACUGGCUUGGUGCGAGGGGCAGGAACGGGCCGGGCCGGACUGGCGACGCGCACCACUGGCUUGGUGCGAGGGGCAGGAACGGGCCGGGCCGGACUGGCGACGCGCACCACUGGCUUGGUGCGAGGGGCAGGAACGGGCCGGGCCGGACUGGCGACGCGCACCACUGGCUUGGUGCGAGGAGCAAGAACGGGCCGGGCCGGACUGGCGACAUGCACCACUUGCUUGGUGCGAGGAGCAGGAACAGGCCGGGCCGGAUUGGCGACGCGCACCACUGGCUUGGUGCGAGGAGCAGGACUGGGUUCCUUUAUUAACCCCCGCUCCUUCUGCUGCCUAACCAGCUCCUCUCGCCGUGCCUCUACUCUUUUCUUCUCCCUUUUAGCCUCCUUUAGCGCCUCCCUCUGACCGAAUAACUCCUGCUCCCUCUGAACCAAUAGCCCCCGUAACAUGGUGGCCUCCUCUCCUAACCUGCAGAUCCGCCCUUUAACGGCCUCCUGCUGCCUCGUCGUCCACACCGUGUGCCCCCCACCAACAUUUUCUUGGGGUUGCCUCUCGGGUCUCCAUCGUCGGCACUGUUGGCGCCGUUUCUCCUCUCCUACCUGGGCAUCCUCCUUCAUCGCCCUCCGAUAACGGACGGCCUCCUCCUCCGUAAUUCUCCCCCAACCGAGGAGGACAUCUACUAACGUAACCUCCUGUUGAGUCCCAGGCGUUUGCUCCUUCUCGGCACGCUGCUUGGUCCUUGUUUGGUGGGAUCUUCUGUCACGCUCGUUGAUUGACGGGUCAGACCAAGGCGCAGUGUGAUAUGCGUACAUGUUUAUUAAAGUAAUAAACAACACGACAAAACAACAUUUAAGAAUGAUGGAGGCCACUGUGUUCUUGGGGACAUUCAAUGCUGCACACAUUUUUUGGUACCCUUCCCCAGAUCUGUGCCUCGAGACAAUCCUGUCACGGAACUCUACGGAUAAUUCCUUCGACCUCAUGGCUUGGUUUUUGCUCUGACAUGCACUAUCAACUGUGGGACCUUAUAUAGACAGGUGUGUGCCUUUCCAAAUCAUUUCCAAUCAAUUGAAUUUACCACAGGUGGACUCAAAUCAAGUUGUAGAAACAUCUCAAGGAUGAUCAAUGGAAACAGGAUUCACCUGAGCUCCAUUUCGAGUCUCAUAGCAAAGGGUCUGAAUACCUAUGUAAAUUAGGUAUUUCUUUUUUAAAAUAUAUAUCUAUAUAUAAAUCUGCACUACAUUUCUAAAAACAUGUUUUUGCUUUGUCAUUAUGGGGUAUUGUGUGUAGAUUGAUGAGGAUUUUUUAAAAUUUAAUCCAUUUUAGAAUAAGGCUGUAACGUAACAAAAUGUGGAAAAAGUCAAGGGGUCUGAAUACUUUCCGAAGGCACUAUACUUCCAUUCAUUUUUUAAAAACCGGUACCGUUUACCUUCAGACGAGUCCCGUGACAAUUGAUGAUGUAGUAUUUACAGCCACGUCCAUAUAUUAUUUGGUUUUACCUUCCAACAUAAAUUGAUGUCAAAUUGAUACAUUUAUUUUACAGUGUUUAGCAGUUAUCAAACUAUAUACAUGUAUGUAAACUAGGCCCUACAUAAUUUUGGUUCAGUAGUUAUCAGUUUUGAACUGUUUGAUUAAGGGAUAGUUAAAUGUAUUGUUAUCUAAAGUAAUGUGAAUAUUACAUUUUGAAAAGCAGAUACCUAGAUGUAAUAUGUAUGCAAAUUGGAAGAGUGAUUUGGUGCAGUGAACAAAUUACUUUGUGACUUAGUUUUUUUGUACUCAGUCAAUUGAAAAUGUACUCAGAAUUUUUGAAACAUCUGUUUUGAUUUUUGUGCUUACAGUUGUGAAAAUGUACCAUAUACUUGUGAACAUUGCACCAAAGUGAUUGGAAAAAAAACAGAAGGAUUUAAUGUAAUUUGUAAUACUUGCACAGAGAGGAUUCAAUGAUGGAGUACUUGAAGAUCGCUCAGGACCUGGAGAUGUACGGUGUCAACUACUUCAGCAUCAAGAACAAGAAAGGAUCAGAGCUGUGGUUAGGAGUAGACGCCCUGGGACUCAACAUUUACGAACAGAAUGAUAAGUGAGUGACUCAUGUCGAAAUAUACACCACAGGGGUACUCACACAUAUGGGACUGAAAUGUGUUAAACAUAUGCUGUACAAACACAGGUCCAAUGGUUGUUUUCUGAUUGUGACUAAGUGCAAAAGAGUGCAAAUAUCACUGUGUUGAUAUCUUAUUUUUGCCUCAACAGGAUGACACCUAAAAUUGGAUUCCCAUGGAGUGAAAUCAGGAAUAUUUCCUUCAACGACAAGAAGUUUGUCAUCAAACCCAUUGACAAGAAAGCUCCAGUAUGUAACCACCAAUGCCCUCUCUGUACUUAUCCAUAAUUUAUAAGGUUAUACAGUAUUAUACAGUAUCUCCUAGGGAGAAAAAUAAUUGUUGUUGCCAUAAUUAUUUUUUGAGAGAUUGCUGGUAUAGACUGGUCUCAUAGACUAGACAUAACAUAGUAAAUGUAGAUCUGGGACACUGAAAUUAGUAUGAUAUGUCACAUAUGGUAUGGUUACAUAAGAUAGAAGGUUACUUGAGGCAAAAAUGAAUGUUUAGCAACUCAAAGGUUGCAUGUUCGAAUCUCAUCACAGACAACUUUAGCAUUUUAGCUAAUUAGCAACUUUGCAACUACUUAGCUACUACUUUUUGGCUACUUUACAACUACUUAGCAUGUUAGCUAACCAUUCCCCUAACCUUAACCCUUUUAGCUAAACCUUCCCUAACCCUAACCUUAACCCUUUUAGCUAACCCUUCCCCUAACCUUAACCUAACUCCUACCCCUAACCCCUAGACCUAGCUAAUGUUAGUGUUAGCCACCUAGCCACCUAGCUAACAUUGGCCACAACAAAUUGGAAUUCUUAACAUAUCAUACGUUUUGCAAAUUUGUAACAUAUUGUACGUUUUGGAAAUUCAUAUUAUAAAAAAUGGAUGAUGGACAUCCACAAUUUAAUACAUACCAUACGAAACUUAACAUUUCAUACUAAAUGGAGAUUUAUGUAUAAAAUAAUACGAAAUGCUCUGAGACCAUGUUGGGUAGUCACACAUGCUUUCUCUCCUAGGACUUUGUAUUCUAUGCUCCACGACUGCGUAUCAAUAAGCGCAUCCUGGCACUUUGCAUGGGCAACCAUGAGCUGUAUAUGCGUCGCCGCAAACCAGACACUAUCGAGGUACAGCAGAUGAAGGCCCAGGCCAGAGAGGAGAAGAACCACAAGAAGAUGGAGAGGUCAGUGUCACCACCACCACACUCAAGCUACUGCUAACAUGAGUCUAUUUCAAGACAUCAGACCUACUCCUGCCUCUGUAUUUGUAUCGUCCUUGUACAGGCCCAACAGCAAUGCUCAAAAAUAAAUCUGAACAUGAAGGGCAUUUAAUAAUUUCUAACAUUAACAUCACAGCAGACUGUUGUGGGUGUCAACUGGUGGCCACUGGCCAGACAUGAGGGUCUUUGUUAUGAGUGGAUUUUUCUUAAUAAAUUCCCUCUAACUUCAGUAGCCAUCAGAACAAUGACAGAUCUAUUUAGCUAAUGUUUAGGUUGGCCUAUUGUCUGAUAAAGGCUUGACAAUGUUAGGAAGUUGUCCAUGUUCCCUCCCUUCUAUCUCCCUGUUUACUCUACGGCCUCUGUCAACCAGGGCACUGCUGGAGAACGAAAAGAAGAAGAGGGAACUUGCUGAAAAAGAAAAGGAAAAGAUUGAAAAGGAAAAGGAGGAGCUUAUGGAGAGACUGAAACAGAUUGAGGAACAGACGAAAAAAGCUCAGCAAGGUUGGAAACCCCUAUUUCUGUAGUAUGAAUAAACAAGAGAAAACCGAUCUAUUAUCUUUACUCUUAGAGCUGGGAGUCUUAGAAGUGUGGUUGUUCAUUGCAUAUUAUUGAUUGUUGUCUAAAUACACAUAAGUUGUGUGUGUUCACCCCAUACAAUGUAAAGCACUGUCAGACCUAAUUUAACCUUUAUUUAUGCAACUUAGUCUUGUUGAGGUAAAAUAGGUUUUGCAAGAGAGAUUAAUGAAAGCCCUAGCUACAAUACAAGUAAUCCAUUCUGUCUAUUAUCAUAAUUCCUGUGUGUGCAGAGUUGGAGGAGCAGACACGGAGGGCCCUGGAGUUGGAGCAGGAGAGGAAGCGUGCUCAGGAGGAGGCGGAGCGUCUGGAGAAGGAGCGCAGGAUGGCUGAGGAGGCCAAGACCGCCCUGCUCCAGCAGUCUGAGAACCAGAUGAAGAACCAGGAACACUUGGUGAGUUACACACACACAUUACACACAUUAAUGAACAGCACAUGCAGCAUUAGCAUGUAGUAUUGUGCUACAGAGUGAUGAGCUACUGAGUAAAGUGAUGCUUGUUAAUUACUGUUGUUCAUUUAUUGGAAUAUAACACAUCAAUUAUUAUUUUCAUUGUACAGAAACAUGUAUUAUCAUGAUAGUUAAUAUUCAAAUUCUAUAAAUGUAUGAAAAUCAUUGUUUAACUUUGUAAGUUUUCUAACUGUGGUAGUCUUCACAUGGUUUGGAAAUGAAAAUAAGCAAACAUCUGUUGAACCUUUCAAAUCCAAAUUCAUGGCAAGAAAGUGAAAAUAAAAAUAUGUUUCCACAGGCCACGGAACUGGCUGAGCUGACCUCAAAGAUCUCCCUACUGGAGGACGCCAAGCAGAGGAAGGAGGAUGAGGCAACGCAGUGGCAACAGAAGGUGUGGUCUCAGCUACUGCUCUCUUCAUUUACUCUGACCUCCACCACCUUCUCAAAUGGAUUAGUCCCAUGUGUAAUUAAACUAUAGUCAAUGUUACAGUAAUUCAUCCAUUAGAAAAAAAUAGGAUGAACCAUAGCCUAACAUUAAAGCUUAGCCCUGAUUUGCUUUUUCUGAAGUUAUAGCAGUUGGGCACUGUUUGUUUUAAGAGGCCAUACUUAGACUCCCUCUGGUGCAGGGCAUUGCUCCAUAGGAAGGGCCCCUCCUCUCCCCCAUGUGGGCAUGGUGACUCAUGCUGUGGGCCUGGCUGUAAGGGGAGGUUUCUCUGUCUACACUAGGGAAAUCCUGUUUGCCUGGGAUGAUCUUUUUCACCCCAUUGUGAUAUUUUCCCUAUUUUAGCAUUUGAAAGAAUGCAAAUCUAAAUGGCAGGACCCAAAUGUCCUGUGAUUGUGCUGUCUAGAACAAACCCCCCAUUUUCAUGCGAUGGAUUUAUGAGCUUAGACUGUCACUGAUUGGUGCACCUGUCACCCAGGAAAUGAAUGUAUAUUUUGGGUCCAUUAGGACUGUAGAAUCUUACGGACGUCAUAUUUCUUCUGCCAGGGGGCAACAGAAUCAGACAGGUGAAAGAUUGGCUAAUACUGUGCUGUGGUGACACAAAAUUCCUUCUCCUGAAUCAGUUCAUACUGCCUGAGGGCACACACUUAGUGUGUUGUGAAUUCUGUAAUGAAUGUAUUGUAAUGUUUUUAAAAUUGUAUAUCUGCCUUAAUUUUGCCGGACCCCAGGAAGAGUAGCUGCUGCCUUAGCAGCAAAUCAAAUCAAAUCACCUUUUAUUUGCCACAUGCGCCGAAUACAACAGGUGUAGACAUUACAGUGAAAUGCUUCCUUACAAGCCCUUAACCAACAAUGCCGUUUUUUAAAGAAAAAGUAAAAUAAAUGGGGAUCCAUAAUAAAGCUAGCUGGGGAUCCAUAAUAAAUACAAAUACCAUGAGUCAUUAACAUUAGUGGCUAUUCCCCUUAGGCCUGCAUGGUGCAGGAGGACCUGGAGAAGACCAAAGAGGAGCUGAACAGCAAAAUCAUGGCGUCCCACAUACAGGAGCCUAUGCAGGCCGAGAAUGAGCAUGACGAAAACGACGAGAGCAGCGACCAGGCCAGCGCCGAGUUCACGGGCGGCAUCUCCUACAAAGACCGCAGCGAGGAGGAGCGCAUGACCGAAGCCGAUAAGAAUGAGCGCGUGCAGCAACACCUGCUGGUGAGUGACUGACUGUGGCUGCUGUCCACAUCAAACACCUCCAGCACUAGAGAAACAGCUGUUUAUAGGGGUUGCAUCACUGUUUAUGAUAUUGUGGAGAUUACAAGAAUGGGGCCUAUAAACAUGUCCUGUUAUGCCUGUGUUGUUGUGUGAGCCGUAGUGGGACUUGGCAGUAAUGUUAUGUUUCCUCUACCAGGCUUUGAGCUCGGAGUUGGCAAUCGCUCGGGAUGAGACCAAGAAAACCGCAAAUGACAUCAUCCAUGCAGAUAACGUGAAAGCAGGACGGGACAAGUACAAGACCCUCCGGCAGAUUCGGUCGGGCAACACCAAGCAGCGUAUAGACGAGUUUGAGUGUAUGUGAUGUAUCUUGUUUGCAACUGCUAUAGCCCCCCACAGCGGUGCCAUACUUGGUCCAUUCAUUCUAGACUGCAGAUCUGCCUUACACAAGCUACAGUGCCUUUUACCCAAACAAGACCAUAAUACAUAUCAAAGAGCAAAAACAAAGUACAGCAAAAUGUAUAUGAAUAAUGGUGCACAAAUCACAUUACAAGUGAUGUAAUUCAGAAUUAUGAAAUAAGUGGAUGCAUCAGGGACAUAUUUUAUAGAAGAACGGUUUAAAGUGAAUAAAAUUUGAUAAUACAUUUUUCCAGCCUUUUAAUUUUGGUUAUAGAUGGAGGAAGGUGUUUUUAUUGAUUAUAAUUUACAAGUUAUUUUUAAGUGAUUCAUCCCUCACACUGUUUUAAACUAAAAAUGAACAAAACAACUCAAUUCAGGACAGCUGCAAUUUUAGUUACGUUAUGGUUGGCCACAUUUUAGGUGUCAUUGUUUCAGAGUAGGUUUGUUUGUUUUUGAAGUGGACCGUUUACUGUAAUUAUUUUCCACAAAUGAAGAGAAAACAUCAAACUGUAAUUAGAUUUUUGUUUUUUAUUCUAUUCUAAUUUUAGGCAUUUAGAGAGAUUGUUGUCUUUCUAUAGUACAGUAUUACUUUUACAUAAUAUUUUAUUAAGUCCAUAUGAAAUAAGCGCUGGAAUAUCACAUUUUCCUUUUUCAGAGAGACACAUACCUCUGAAUGACUCUUUAUAGACCAAGUGUAUCUGCUAUGACAUAUAGCCAUGCACACUAGUAGCUACCAUGAUUAGGAGUUUCUUUUUGCAUAUCAAUCUUUUGCUAAAUCUUUUAUUAUAUGGCAUUUGAAGCAAUAUGAUUCUAAGGCCUGCCUUGAAGGAUUUAUUUUGUAAUUUGGAUUUUUCAAUAAAACAAGUUAUGAUGUGUAAAAAGAUGGAUGUCUUAUGAAAUGUUAAGUUGUCCGCAUGCUUCCCGUCCGAAACAGUUUGUGCAUAUAUUAUGACGACAUUUUGUGACAUUUUGGUCUUCGGCAAGGUUUGUUUCGGCUGUUCAUGCACACAAUUGUCUUUUCUUGAGGCAAGCUGAAGUUCGGUAACCGAAGUCUAUGCCCCUUCAUCUAUGAUUGGUUAAUGGUAGGGAUUCUUCAAUGAAGUGUUUGUUGUCAGUCAGCGAGAGACAACUCGUUUUCAUGCAAAAAAAAAAAACGAGAAAUACUACAACAAACAUCUUAGUUAGAUGUAAAAUUGCGCGACUAAGACCUCGGCAAAAACAGCAAAAAUAAUUACAGAUUUCUUUAGUUAUUUUAGAUUGAUUGAGAAAGUUUUGAGGAAGUGUAUACUGGCUACGGCGCCUCGAGGGACAAAGAGUACCAUUGCAGCUUCUUUCUCGUUUUUCAAGCGAAGGUCUUUUAAUGGAGUAUGCGCGUGACACGUUCACGUCGCCUAGCUGAGUUCGGCUAGGAGCAAACCAAACCUAGUAUGCAGAAGUUUUAAGUGUCCCGCUAGCCUUUUGUCAAUUAAAUUAUAUGAAUGACUGGAAGCCACCAGCCAGAAUAAAAACAAGGAUGAAUAUUGUAAUUGUUACAGUACCAGGCAGUGCCUUGCCUUCAGCAGACAUUUGCAGC